Messenger RNA from Aspergillus niger, 1659 nucleotides. RefSeq lists its product as uncharacterized. The transcript has a single exon. Gene Ontology annotation, biological process: transmembrane transport; spermine transport. Lineage: Eukaryota; Fungi; Ascomycota; Eurotiomycetes; Eurotiales; Aspergillaceae. Gene Ontology annotation, molecular function: spermine transmembrane transporter activity. Gene Ontology annotation, cellular component: fungal-type vacuole membrane. The record is from RefSeq and is a predicted model, not a curated record. The coding region runs from base 1 to 1659 and encodes 552 amino acids.
AUGUCGCAAAAUUUAUCCGGUGAAACUCAACUACCCAGCCUCAAUGUCCUGGGGACAGAAACACGGGAGACUCUUCGAGUAUCGAGAGUGACGGAAAGCUGUCCACCCCUUGAUGUAAACUAUCCUGAACUUGGGCGUCCGGCAGAUCCCCUCUUCCCGGAAGAAUACACCGUCGAGACGCAAACUGGCUUGGUUCCAGUCAGGACCCUUGAGAGAAUCCGGUCCUCUGCCACCGGAGGACGACGGCCUUCAGCUCCCACUGUUGAAAAAGCGGGUAAGCCGUAUGAGUUUGUGACUUUCCAGAUUAACGACCCGGCAAACCCGUUAAAUUGGUCUCGUCUGUAUCGUUGGUAUAUCACGAUGGUCGUAUCGGCCCUAGUUGUCUGCAUCGCAUAUGGCUCUGCUAUUGUCACUGGGGGUCUGAGCUUGAUUGAAGAAAAGUAUCACGUCUCCCUGGAAGUGGCUAUCCUGACAUGUUCCAUCAUGGUUUGCGGAUUUGCCGUGGGCCCGUUGCUUUGGUCUCCGUUAUCGGAGAUUAUUGGCCGACGACAAGUAUAUAUUAUCUCGCUGGCUCUAUAUACCGUCUUUCAGAUCCCGUGCGCCCUGUCGCCAAACAUCGGCGGCCUCCUUGCCUGCCGGUUCCUGUGCGGCGUCUUUUCCAGUUCCGGUCUUUCUCUGGCCGGCGGCACCAUCGCGGACAUCUGGAACAUCGAAGAACGGGGCAUGGCCAUUGCCUACUUUGCUGCCGCACCGUAUUGCGGCCCUGUCAUUGGUCCCAUAGUCUGCGGUUGGAUCAAUGUCGGCUCACACAGGCUCGAUCUCUUCUUCUGGACCAAUAUGGCUUUCUCAGGAGUAAUAAUGGUUAUCGUUGGGCUCAUCCCAGAGACAUAUGCCCCGGUCAUCCUCAAACGCCGUGCAAAGAAACUCCGCCAGGAAACCGGGAACACGAAUAUCAUCACGGAGCAGGAGCAAGUAAGGCCGACUUUCCGCGACAUCGUCCGCAUCAGUCUCAUCCGGCCCAUCACGAUGAUUUUAACCGAGCCUGUGCUGGAUUUGAUGUGCAUGUAUAUCGUGCUCAUCUACGCCUAUCUUUACGCCUACUUCUUCGCCUACCCCGUCAUUUUUGGCAAGCUAUACGGGUACAAUGAUGGCCAGAUCGGCCUCAUGUUCAUUCCUAUCUUAAUCGGCGCGGGCUUCUCGCUCCUCAUCACCCCCAUGAUUGAGAGACAGUUUAAGCGAGUAUGUCGGACGCGGGCGCCCACGCCUGAAGAUCGACUUGUUGGGGCCCUACUCGGUGCACCAUUCAUCCCCAUUGCGAUGUUCAUUCUCGGCGCGACGUCGUUCAAGCAUAUCAUCUGGGUCGGUCCUGCGUCAUCGGGCAUCGCAUUUGGAUUCGGAAUGGUGCUGUGCUACUACGCGGUGAAUAAUUAUAUCAUCGACUCGUACCAGAAGUACGCGGCGUCGGCGCUGGCCGCGAAAGUGUUCUUGCGAUCAGGUGGCGGAGCUGCGUUUCCGCUGUUCACAACACAGAUGUAUGAGCGGCUGGGUCUACAAUGGGCGUCGUGGCUAUUAGCCUUUAUUGGAGUGGCUAUGGUGUUUGUUCCAUAUGGGUUUUAUUGGUUUGGGGAAAGGAUUAGGGCCAAACUGACUCGUAAAUGA